Messenger RNA from Sorex fumeus (smoky shrew), 607 nucleotides. RefSeq names its product V-set and transmembrane domain containing 5 (gene VSTM5). The coding region runs from base 12 to 599 and encodes 195 amino acids. Gene Ontology annotation, cellular component: plasma membrane; axon; dendrite. NCBI's taxonomy places the organism in Eukaryota, Metazoa, Chordata, Mammalia, Eulipotyphla, Soricidae. The transcript is spliced from 4 exons. The record is from RefSeq and is a predicted model, not a curated record. Gene Ontology annotation, biological process: filopodium assembly; positive regulation of excitatory synapse assembly.
GCGCGGGGCUCAUGAGGCCGGUGGGGAGCAAGCGGCCCCGCGGCUUCUGGCUCACCCCCUUCGUGCUCUGCUUGGGCACUGCCUGCGGCCUGCAAGGCCCGUGUGUGGGCCUGUACAUCGCGCAGGAGGCCAUCAACGCCACGGUCGCGGAGGACGUGCUGCUGUCUGUGGCCUACUCCUGCCCCGGUGUGCCCACCAUUGAGUGGCGACACGCAUCCAGCCGGGGCGCGCGGCGCAUUGUGGCGUGGCAGCCAGGGACACAGGCGGACGUGGCUCCCAGCCACCAGCACCGGGUCUGCACCUUUGACAACGGCUCCCUGCAGCUGCUGCAGGUGGGAACCCACGACGCCGGUGUAUACGUGGUCACUGUCUCUGAGCAGCUGGGCGGCAGCCGCCUGGGCACCAUUGCAUUGCACGUGUCAGAGGUCCUGUACGAAGACCUGCACUUCGUGACCGUGGUGCUGGCCUUCCUGGCCGCCGUGGGCACCGUGCUGGCUGGUCUCCUGUGGGUGUGCAGCAGGUGUGGCCGACUGCGGCAGCGCCCCUUGGAAGCUGGCAGCAGCACAGAGCGGGUGGAGCUGCAGGACGUGGACUGCUAGCUGGGCCC